GAGAGAGAAAAAGAAAAAAAAAUGCUAAAAAAAAGAGAGAUAAAUGGAGCUUGAGAGUUAUACUCAUGUGGUUCAUGAACACCCAAUGAGUCUGAUCCCACACUCAGUCAACGAAAGGGGUCACAACUCUUGGUGCUCUGGUUGUUGGAGAUUCAUUUUACCCGGAGAUGCAACUUACGGUUGUAGCCUCAAGUGUGGAUUCCAUAAGUUGUUACACAAAGAAUGCAUGGAAAUGCCACGAGAGAUUAUGCAUCCUUUCCAUCCUUCACACCCUCUAACACUCCAGGUAGUUCCACGCAAACUUCAUGGAUUAAUAAAAUGUGUAGUUUGUAAACAGGAUGUGUCCGGGUUAAGCUACAGAUGCAGUGAUGGAUUGUGGAUCCACAUGCCAUGUGCAGAUGAUGUUGGUAAUGAUAAGAAAGAAAAGCAGCGACUAAUAAAGCACCCGAGCCACCCUCAACAUGAGUUACGUUUUUCAAAGAAAACGAGGUGGUGUCCAUUCCCCUGCGAUGCAUGUGGUGUCAUGUCACUCAACAAGGGGACUCCUACAUCUGCACUGUUUGUGACAACUCCAUACACGAGAGUUGUGCACUCCUCCCAACGUCUGCAGAUUUCCCUCAUCAUCACCAUGCUCUUUCCCUCGCCUUUUCUCCUCCGUCUGAGUACAUCCGAUAUGAAUUUGAUUGUGGCAUGUGCAACUCAACUUUGUCGUUGAGACGUUGGGUCUAUCAUUGCCACCUUUGCAGAUAUGCCGUCCAUCUCAAAUGCGUAACCUCCAAAUUUGAUAGUGACAAUGAAAAUGCAAAAGCAAAUGGUGAUGAGAAAGAGGUUACCAUAUUCCCAAAAGCAAUAGAAGACUUGUACGAGGAGAUGGUUAGGCCCUUCGUUAAGCAACAGAAAGAACUGACUCGAUUUAUUUUAAACACGAGAAUUAUCCGUAAGUGUACGGAGCUAGUGUAGCAAUAAACAAGUACGAGUAUCGUAUCCACAGAGACAAAUUAUGCAACUCAAGUACCACGAACCGAUUUUGACUAC
Messenger RNA from Salvia hispanica, 1035 nucleotides. Lineage: Eukaryota; Viridiplantae; Streptophyta; Magnoliopsida; Lamiales; Lamiaceae. The record is from RefSeq and is a predicted model, not a curated record.